CGGCCUAGUCUCCCUCAGGGAGGCCUGGGGUUGCCAGGGAAACGGCGGCUUCUCCUAGGCCUUUCUCUCUCGUUGGCCUGAGAGCCGUCGCUCUACAGGAGUUAGGAGCCUGAUGUGGAGGACAGCCAACGCUAAGUGUUCAAAGCUGGUGACAAAGUGGCCUUUCAGUGGGCGUUGGAAAGGAAGUGACGCUGGGGGAAGAAGAGUCGGAUGUUACAAAUUAAAGGACAUUUGAUUCAUACCCUUUACGAGGCCACGCUGGACCCCAGUAGUGAGAGCGCAGUCAUGCCAGCUAAACUGCUCAGAGUCAUGGCCAGAGCUCCCUUCCCUUUCGCAAGAACGUGCCAGUGCCGAAAUCUCCAUAAAUUGCCUCAUCCAAUAUUAAAACUACCAGAGGGAGCGGAAAAGACGGCAUGCAAAACUCUAGCGACAAAUUGGAAUUCGGAUUUGCCCAUUCCAGAGGCAGCAACCGUUUGCUUGAAAAUUUCAGGGGCCCGGGAAAUGAACUGGAAAAUGUCACUACCUUCUCCACCGAAGACCGCGCCCUGCCAAAUUGAACAAGUUCGUCCUGCGUCUGUGAGAACUUUUGGCUUUUCCGGGACUGGGACUCACAGACGGGCCUUUUUCUCUACCCGAUGGCCGAUGGAAGCAGCGGAACGGCGUUAUACGUCCGUUCCGACCGGCAGAUUGGUACCGACCCAAGAGGUUCAGCCACCCAAAAGACCACUGAAAGCGUCCAGGACCAAACAGCCAUCCAGAGCUAACCUUCCGCUUGUGGCUGUGACUGAGGACGUGAUGCAGUGUACUGCCUUUGCCACAGCAGAUGAAUAUCACCUUGGUAAUCUGUGUCACGAGCUGGCAUCACAUGGCUUUGUUGAAGUAACCACUUUGCCUAGAGAUGCCGCAAACAUUUUGGUGUUUGGUGUAGAAAACAUGGCCAAAGAGCAUGACCUGGGAACAAUCUUCUUCUUCAGGGAAGGGGCCGUCGUGUUUUGGAAUGUGGAGGAUAAAACUAUGAAGCAUGUGAUGCAAGUUCUGGAGCAUCAUGAAAUUCAGCCAUAUGAAGUUGCACUCGUCCACUGGGAGAAUGAAGAGAUUAAUUAUACGAAAGCAGAGGGACAGUCAAAGCUUCAUAGAGGAGAAAUCAGAUUAAAUUCAGAACUGGAGUUAGAUGAAGCCAUUCUGGAGAAGUUUGCAUUUUCAAAUGCCCUUUGCCUUUCAGUAAAGCUGGCUAUAUGGGAAGCGUCACUGGAUAAUUUCGUGGAAUCCAUUCAGUCAAUUCCAGAGGCCUUGAAAACUGGAAAACGGGUGAACCUCUCCCAUGGGCAGGUUAUGCAGAAAAUUGGGGAACUUUUCGCCAUAAGACACCGCAUCAACUUGAGGUCAGACUUCCUAAUGACCCCUGAUUUCUACUGGGACAGAGAAAACCUAGAAGGGCUUUACGACAAAACAUGUCAGUUUCUCAGCAUUGCGCGGAGAGUUAAGGUAAUGAACGAGAAGCUGCAGCACUGCAUGGAACUCACCGAUCUGAUGCGCAAUCAUUUGAAUGAAAAGCGAGCGCUGCGCCUGGAAUGGAUGAUUGUCAUUCUCAUCACCAUUGAGGUAAUGUUUGAACUUAGCAGAGUACUUUUCUGAUGAUUACUGAAGAAAAGCAUCAUCUCUGGCAGGACCGCUCAAUCAUCUUCACUAAUUCCUCAAAUUUCCACUUAACCCCUUUCAAAUUAAAAAAAAAAAACAAGUCUUGGUCUUUAUCAUUCUGUGAUUGUGCUGCUCAAAUAAAAAUUGUGA
Molecule: messenger RNA, 1788 nt
Organism: Tachyglossus aculeatus (Australian echidna)
Lineage: Eukaryota; Metazoa; Chordata; Mammalia; Monotremata; Tachyglossidae
Gene: RMND1
Product: required for meiotic nuclear division 1 homolog
Exons: 13
Coding region: 211-1635 (474 amino acids)
Biological process (GO): positive regulation of mitochondrial translation
Source: RefSeq, a predicted model, not a curated record